Messenger RNA from Nannospalax galili (Upper Galilee mountains blind mole rat), 5413 nucleotides. Its product is annotated as TRPM8 channel-associated factor 2-like. Gene Ontology annotation, biological process: negative regulation of anion channel activity. The record is from RefSeq and is a predicted model, not a curated record. Lineage: Eukaryota; Metazoa; Chordata; Mammalia; Rodentia; Spalacidae. The coding region runs from base 155 to 2917 and encodes 920 amino acids. The transcript has 8 exons.
AAGACGCACGCCCUGGCCCGGAAAACCCCGCCCCUCGCAGCCCAGCCCUCUGGACCUCAUCUGGACAGCCGCCUCCUGGAGCUCCCCUCCCUGAGCUGCCAUCUGCUGCACCAAAACCCCCUAGGCCUGUGUCAGUCCAGCAGCUGAUAGAACCAUGGCAAUAACACCGGAUGCUGCUUUUGAGACCCUCAUGAACGGAGUGACAAGCUGGGAUCUCCCCAGCGAACCUGUUCCCAGUGAACUCCUUCUUAUUGGGGAGGCCGCCUUCCCAGUGAUGGUGAAUGACAAGGGCCAAGUGCUCAUUGCUGCCUCCUCCUAUGGACAAGGCCGCCUUGUGAUUGUCUCCCAUGAAGGCUACCUGCUGCAUGCUGGCUUGGCCCCAUUUCUUCUCAAUGCAGUGCGUUGGCUCUGUCCCACCCCUGGGGCUCCCAGUGCAGUGCAUCCUUCCUUGGCAUGCCUAGUAAACAUCCUGCAGGGCUCUGGGGUUGAUGCACAGAUUGGGCCCAAACCACCUGAAAAGCCCCUAGGUGUUUACUGCACCGAUGCCUACAAUGACACCUUGACUGAGAAGCUGGUCAAGUUUGUGAAGUGUGGAGGUGGCUUGCUCAUUGGAGGCCAGGCCUGGUAUUGGGCCAGUCAACAUGGACGUGACAAGGUGCUGUCUAGUUUCCCUGGGAACCAGGUGACAAGUGUGGCCGGAGUGUACUUCACAGACAUCUAUGGGAACAAAGACCGGUUCAAGAUCUCUAAGAAGGUGCCCAAGAUCCCACUCUAUGUGAGGUGUUGGGAGGAGCUUAGACUUGACCAGCAGCAGCUUCUGGAUGGGAUCUCUGAGCUGGACAUCAAGACGGGAGGAGUCCCCUCGCAGCUGCUGGUGCAUGGGGCCCUGGCCUUCCCUCUGGGGCUCAAUGCCUCCUUCAGCUGCUUCCUGGCGGCUGCCCGCUAUGGCCGUGGCCGUGUGGUGUUGGCUGCCCAUGAGGCCUUGCUCUGUGCUUCAAAGAUGGAGCCCUUUUUGCUCAAUGCUGUACGAUGGUUGUCCAGAGGCCAGACCGGCAAAGUUGGGGUGAACAAAAGUCUCAAGGAUCUGUGUUCCCUGCUGUUGAAUCAUGGGUUGGAAAGCAGCCUGGAGUCCCAUCUGACUAGUGACUUGUGUGUCUACUGCUGUUCGGCUUAUAGCGACCAGGAGGCCAAGAGGCUGCAGGAGUUUGUAGCUGAGGGUGGGGGGUUGCUCAUCGGUGGCCAAUCCUGGUGGUGGGCCUCCCAGAAUCCAGGCUGCUCUGCUUUGGCCGGUUUCCCCGGGAAUGUCAUCCUUAACAGCCUUGGUCUCAGCAUCCUGCCUCAGACUCUCAGCCCAGGCCGCUUCCCUGUCCUUCCUACAAAAAGGAGGAGCUACCACUUCCGCAAGGCUCUGUCUGAGUUCCAGGCUAUGUUGGACCACAAGGGUGGGAACUUGGAAAAGAAUUGUCUAGCAAGGUUGGGUGUAGAUGCUGCAGGCUUCUUGAAGAUUCCUGCACAGGGCAUCCCUGCUUAUACAUCUUUGCAUCGGCUCCUGAGGAAGAUGUUGAGACAAUCUGGCCUUCCAGCUGUGAGCAAGAAAAACCCAGUUGCCUGUGACUCCUGUGAGGCCGUGAUGCUCUGUCUGGCCACAGAACUGGCACACUCAGGGACUGACUGCUCCCAGCUAACCCAGGGAGUUGCCACUUCGACCUGUUCCUCCAAUCUGUGUCCCUCGGAGCACCCCAUCACUGUGGAGAUCAGUGGAACCAACCCAGGUAAGAGUGAUGCUUGGAUGAGCACUGGGCUCUACCUCCUGGAAGGACAAAGCGCAGAGGUCUCUUUGUCUGAAGGUGCUAUCUCUGCUGGCCUGAAGGUACAGGUUGGGUGUCACACUGAUGACCUCAGUGGGGCCAGAAAGCUGUCUCGAGCCCCUGUUGUAACUCACCAGUGUUGUAUGGACAGGACCCAGCGGUCAGUCUCCUGCCUCUGGGGUGGUCUGCUGUACAUCAUUGUGCCCAAGGGAUCUCAACUCGGCCCUGUGUCUGUUUCCAUCAGGAGGGCAGUGCGUGCCCCAUACUACAAGCUGGGUAAGACAUCUCAGGAGGAGUGGAGGAGCUGUGUCCAGGAGAACAUGGGACCCUGGGGGGAGCUAGCUACAGAAAACAUCAUCCUGACGGUGCCAACUGCCAGCCUCCGGACUCUGAAGGAUCCAGAGCCCCUGCUUCAACUCUGGGACAGGAUGAUGCAGGCCAUAGCCAGGCUGGCAGCUCAGCCCUUCCCUUUCCUGCAACCUGAGAGGAUUGUUGCUGAUGUGCAGAUCUCAGCCGGCUGGAUGCACUCAGGUUACCCCAUCAUGUGUCACCUGGAGUCUGUGCAGGAGCUUAUCAAUGUGACAAGCAUAACAAAUAAAGGCCUGUGGGGACCCAUCCACGAGCUGGGCCACAACCAGCAGCAAGGUGGCUGGGAGUUCCCACCACAUACCACUGAGGCCACCUGCAACCUCUGGUCUGUCUAUGUGCACGAGACAGUCCUGGGGAUCCCCAGGGCUCAGGCCCACUCCGCUCUGAAGCCUGUAGAACGGGAAAAGAGAAUCAAAGAACAUCUUCAGAAGGGUGCACCCCUCUGUAACUGGCAUGUGUGGACGGCUCUGGAGACAUACCUACAGCUCCAGGAGACCUUUGGGUGGGAGCCAUUCACCCAGCUCUUUGCUGACUACCAGACCCUCUCUGGUCUCCCUGAAGACAAUGCUAGCAAGAUGAAUCUAUGGGCGAAGAAGUUCUCUGAAGCCGUGCAGAAGAACUUGGCCCCUUUCUUUGAGGCCUGGGGCUGGCCUAUCCAGAAGGAAGUGGCUGACAGUCUGGCCCACCUGCCUUGCUGGCUGGAUCACCCCCUGAGGGUGUACAUGAGCACUCAGGAGUAACAGAUUUACAGCAGGUAGAGAGGGGCAUAAAGACCACGGACCAGUUUCACCAGUGUGUUCUGACCUGAGACACUCAGUGCCUUAGCUUGUUCUCAAUUAUAUGCUUUUCCAAACAUAUUUUGGUUUUUUUUAAAUAACAUUCCAAGCUUUCUUGAGCAUACAAGGCUCCUUAUGAGAAUAAUCCUAGAAAAUGUCCCAUUCUGUAUCGUCAGGCACAUUUCCCUUGAUUUCACCCGUAUCCUUGAGCAGGUGUUUUAUACAUGAAAGACAUUCGGUAAGUUGGUAAGUUUUUGCUCAAUGAAAGAGAGAUAAAGACCCCUGACUCAUAAGGAGCAGGCAGUCCAUGAGCCUAGGCUUUGUGGGAAGUGUUUUCCAUGAGUUAGCACAGAUAAUCUGCCAACAGUCUUCCAACAUAGGCACUGCUACCAUCCCCAUAUCAUUCAUGACAGAACCAACACUUAGAGGUAUUAACCAUAAUAAGAGAGAAUGUCAGAGCUUGACAGAAGUCCACAGCAAUGGCAAACUGUAACGGCAAGUUUAUCUUUGAUGAAUUUGCAAUUUAAACAAAAAUUUGCCCAGAAAAUAGGUAAAAGGAAGUUCGACAAGCUCUAAUUUUCCCCCAUCUUACCAUUAAAUUUUGGUUAAACAUCAAAUUGAAACUCUAAAUAGGUUUGUGUUGGUAAAACCCCUUGCCUGAAGGAGACAUAUAAAUAAUGUCCCUCCAUUGGUCCCAAUGACAAAUAGAGAUGAUUGCACCAAAGUGCACCAAUAAGUGUACUUUUUUAUUGGGCUUACUUACAGAGCAGUAGGUUAGGGCUUGCUUACAGGAGUGUAGAUGCUCCCUUGUUAAGAUUGAACCUGGAAAGUCUUCAUCCAAGCAUGAUGGCUUCCCCUUAGCCCCCACCCCGACCCCCUCCUCCCUUAGUCUCCCAGCCUACACACUCUAGUCCUUCCCCAUGGUCACAUGCAAUUAAGAGUGAAUUGUCCACCACUGGGUUGUGAGGUGUGGGUGGAUACUCAGGUGAAGGUCCAGUGACUCUCCCUGCCCCCUGUAUGGAGGCAUCAACAGUCGACAAACCCAGCUGUGAUAAUAUUUGGAAAGCUUAGCAAAUGGACACAGAUAAGAUUUAGGAAGAUGGCAUCUGACUGACUUCAUGGACAAUCUUGUACAUUUUGGCAUCUGAUUUUCUGUUUACUUCAGCAAAUGAUCUUCCUAAGGUUGAUCCAGAAUAGAGAAGGCAUCUGAGCCCAGGCAUUUCAAUUCCAGAACUGGUGGUAUUCUUAUUCAUGAUGUGAGGGAGGAGUAAGUAGAUGGGUAAUGCUGGGUUUAAUGGGUUGCCUAAGAGACAGAAACAAAACCUAACUCUUUCCACACCCUCUCUCUGAGUCCUGUGAUUCCUUCUCUCUCCUGCAGACUGACUCUGGCUUCACCUCUUGUUUCUAUGCUCCUAGUUAAUUGCCUGUGACUGAAAUGCUUCUAGGUUACCUGAACACAGAAAACUAAUUUUUCUGCCCUUAAUAAGUAUCAUCCAUGAUUUCCGGAACCUUUACUUCCACAAUUAUAUAGUUCUAAGGCUAGAAAAUGUAUUAGGAAAAAAAAUUCUAAAACAGUAGGCUAAGACAAACUCCCAUUACAGAUAGGUGAAGUGGUGACAAGCCCUACCCCAACAGAAGAAUUGGCAAUUGGCAGGAAGGGGCAGUUUUCUUCUUCAAGGAUCCGACCCCAAGAGGCUACUAACCUCCAGUAGAUGGCCCUAAAUCAAGGGGAUCUUUGUGAGUUCAAGGCCAACCUGGGCCAGCCAAGGCUACAUAAUGAGACAAUGUCUCAAAAAAGAAGAUGAAGAAACAGAGAAAACAAACAAGAACCACAUGGAAUUGGGAAGGAAUUGGGGGGGGGGAUAAAGAAAGAAUUAGAGGAGAAGGAGUGGGGGUGGAUUUGAUCCACAUCAUAUGCAUGUAUGAAAUUCUCAAACAACAGAAAAGAAAAUAUGCUAGAUGCAAAUCCAGCUUGUCUAUAUUUGGAGUCUGUUUCUUGUGGUUUCCCUUAAACUAAAUCUUUUUGCUUGGUCACCCCCUCCCUGUAUAUGGCACUGGUUUGGUUUCUCUCUCAUGAACUUCCUUAUUACUGGGGUAAAAACCCCCAUCGGUUCUUUAGAAUCACCAAGUGCAAUGCAUGGUCCACUUGGUUUAGGGCUUGACCCACUGCUAACAGAAGUAGAUACAGGACCCCAGCCUGGUACAUCUGACCAAUACUUUCUGAUCUUGACUAGUUCAAGCGAUGGAGGUGGUCCAGGUCAGGCCAGUGAAGUGUAUAUCAUAGACUUUUAGUGGCUAGACUGGGCAUCACACAUUUCCUUUGGUAUUGGGGAGAAAAGCAUAAUAAAAUUGCUCAAACCUGUUAAUUAUUACAGUUAUGUAAGAGACACUUGAGGGAUAGUUUCGCAUUUUUUGCAUAUGUUUGGAAAUUUCAUAAUAAACUUGUAUUGCCUGUUUUGA